Molecule: messenger RNA, 1269 nt
Organism: Cynara cardunculus var. scolymus (artichoke)
Lineage: Eukaryota; Viridiplantae; Streptophyta; Magnoliopsida; Asterales; Asteraceae
Product: integrin-linked protein kinase 1-like
Exons: 12
Coding region: 1-1269 (422 amino acids)
Biological process (GO): protein phosphorylation
Molecular function (GO): protein binding; ATP binding; protein kinase activity
Source: RefSeq, a predicted model, not a curated record
AUGGAUGUCUCAGCUGCUGAUCCUCCUUCAUCACCUUCCAUGCAGCAAAUGCAAGUGCAAAAAUCCGAUACCGAUGGCCCAUAUCGCCUUCUCUAUUGCUCGAGUAAGGGAAACAAAUGGGGUGUUAUGCAAGAGCUCGAUAAGGGAGUAGAACCGAACGUGGGAGAUUACGAUAGAAGAAAAGCACUUCACCUAGCUGCGUGUGAAGGCUGUACCGAGAUUGUUCUCCUGCUUCUCGAGAAAGGCGCCGAUGUCAAUUCUACGGAUCGUUGGGGUCGCACCCCACUUUCGGAUGCUCGUAGCUUAGGUCACUUGGAAAUAUGCAAAAUCCUCGAGGCGCAUGGAGGAACUGAUCCGCAGGGUGCAUUUGGUGAAGUUUAUAAGGUAAAAUGGCGUGGUACUGAAGUUGCUGCGAAGACAAUACGGUCUUCAAUUGCAUCGAAUGAGACGGUCAGGAAAGCAUUUUUGAAGGAACUCGCGUUAUGGCAAACGUUGCGCCAUCCGAACAUAGUGCAGUUUCUUGGGGUUUUGACGGACUCGGACCGCCUCAUUUUCUUAACCGACGUAUCUGGUUUUCUCCCUUUCUCGCUAGCUCUUCAUGGAAACAACCGCUCUACUAUUUGGGGUAGAAGUCACCCCACCCGGAUCCCACCUCCAAGUGGGAUAUACUGGGCUCAUUUGGGAAGUUUGUAUGAUAUUCUAAAAAAGAAAGGAAGACUUGAACCGGUAACCGCUGUUUCUUAUGCUUUGGACAUCGCAAGGGGUAUGAAUUAUCUUCAUCAACAUAGACCUCAUGCUAUAAUACACAGGGAUUUGACACCAAGAAAUGUACUGCAAGAUGAAGCUGGGCGUCUGAAAGUCACGGACUUCGGAUUGAGCAAAAUUGCGCAGGAGAAAGAUGUUUACGGAUACAAAAUGACCGGAGGAACUGGAUCAUAUCGAUACAUGGCUCCUGAAGUUUAUCGUCGGGAAUCGUAUGGAAAGAGCGUUGAUGUUUUCUCGUUUGCUUUGAUUGUUCAUGAAGGAAGACCAUCUAAUCGAGAAGAACCACCUGAGCACGUGGCGGACAAACGUGCAUACGAGGAUUCGAGGCCGCCUUUACCGUCAUAUUACCCGGAACGCAUAAGGGAGCUUCUAAAACAAUGUUGGCAUCGGAAUCCUGCUGCGAGGCCAAUGUUUGAAACUAUAAUAACAGAUCUCGAGAGCAUUUUGGAGAAUGAACAACGGAAGGUGGGGAUUGGAUCUUGCCAUAGCUGCUUAAUCUUAUGA